Messenger RNA from Epinephelus fuscoguttatus (brown-marbled grouper), 2261 nucleotides. It is a transcript of the gene sass6, whose product is annotated as SAS-6 centriolar assembly protein. Gene Ontology annotation, biological process: centriole replication. The coding region runs from base 182 to 1933 and encodes 583 amino acids. The record is from RefSeq and is a predicted model, not a curated record. The transcript is spliced from 16 exons. Gene Ontology annotation, cellular component: centriole; centrosome. NCBI's taxonomy places the organism in Eukaryota, Metazoa, Chordata, Actinopteri, Perciformes, Serranidae.
CGUUUCCAGAGCGAUUCAGUUGGCGGCCGAAAAGCGCCAAAUCAAAAGUACUGAAGUGACAACAAACAAAAUGGGGUCUGUGUGAUAGAAGACAACGCCUCUCGGGACUGACCGCUUCUUUUACUUUAACCGGUCUACUCUACACUGUGUCAGUGAAAGACUCGUUUAGUUUGUUAACAACAUGGAAGAACUCUUUAGUAAAGUGUUACAAGUGAACGUGAGAUGCAGGGACUGUGAGGAGAGGAAAGCAAAUAUCCGUGUCACCAUUGAGCUUCAUUUGACAACAAGUCCUGUACACAAAAGGGAUCUUCUAGUCAGACUAACAGAUGAUAUAGAGCCAUAUUUCCUCUUCAACCUCUCUAUAUCAGAAGAAGAUUUCCAAAGUUUGAAAGUCCAGCAGGGGCUGCUGAUAGACUUUGCCUCAUUUCCUCAGAAGUUUAUUGACCUGCUUAAUCUAUGCUACUCCGAGCAAGAGUCAGACAAUCCAAGGUUUCUCCUGCACUUAUCAAGUCAGUCUCCAGUGCUUGAAGGCCCCGCCAACUUCAGUGUUGUCGAGACAAACGCAUUCAAACACCUGAACCACUUGUCUCUACGUCUUGUUCAAGGCUCUGACAAAGAAGUUAAAGACUAUCUGGCAGUGUGUCUCUCCUCUCUGAAGGCAGAGAAGCAGGCCCUAGAGGGGAAGCUUAAGAAGACUGAAGACGAUCUGUCCAGGCAGCUGAAUUAUGCCCAACAGACUCUGUCUGAAAAGACUAAAGAGUUGGACAAACUGCGUUCAGAGUGGACGAGUCAGAGUAGCUCUCUGUCCAGUCGUCAUUCUCAGGAGUUACAAUCAGAGAGAGAGAAGGCUGUAGAGUUACAGGGCAGACUUCAGCUGCAGACUGAGCAGCUCCGCCACGAGCUGGAGAGUGCUCAUAAGAAGAGCAGCCAGCAGCUUCAGAGCAGACUGACAGAGCUGGAGGCCUCUUCCAGAGAGCUGACAGAGAGGAAAUACAAGAACGAGUCUGUCAUCAGAGACUUGAAGAUUAAACUAGUGGGUGCAGAGGAGGAGUGCCAGCGUUUGAAGCAGCAGGUCCUGUCUCUCAGGAGGGAGAACAGCACUCUGGACACAGAAGUCCAUGACAAGGAGCGUUUGGUGAGCCAGCUGCAGAUGAGAGUGGCCGUUGUGGAACAGGAGAGCAAAGAUAAGGAUCAGCUCAUGCGCCGCACAAAAGAGGUGCUGGAAGCCACUCAGCAGCAGAAGGAAUCAAUAGAAGAAAAUGCUGAAAGUAAAGAACUUCAGAUUAGAAAACUUGAGGCAACGGUGAAGUCGCUGUCUGAGGAACUGAUAAAGGCGAAUGGUAUCAUUAAGAAGCUGCAGGGGGAGGUUCGAGGCCUGGUUGGAAAAAUUAAAGUCAAAAACACUGUGACUGUGUCACAGGAGAAGGUCCUUCAAGACACAACAGAAAAACUAAAGAAUGCUGAAAAGGAUCUACAGAGCACUCAGCAGCAACUCGUCACCAAGGAUGAACAGGUUUCCAAACUGAAGGAGCAGUUGGAGACGACGGUACAGAAGCUAAAUGAAAGCAGAGAGGUGUUAAAAACAAAUGAGAAUGUUAUAAGUUGGCUAAACAAGCAGCUAAAUGAAAAGCAGCUGUCCAAAAAGCCACCGUCUCCUGAAUGUGUGGACACUCCUUCACUUACAUCCACAACAACAGGACCGAGGGCACAGUUUUAUCCUCAGACAGUCAAACCUGCCGAUGUUACUCCCACUGAGCAGCGAUCAGUGCCGACAGCCAUCCGACAGAUCGGAGACUCUGCAGGUCUUGAUUCUAAGUACUUUGAGAGGAGAGAUGACAGCAUCCCAAUCUAUGGCCUGUCGUCUAAUCUGCUUCACAAAGAGUUCUCUCAGAGAGCUAAGCCCUCCAUAGCUUCUGCGUACUUCUCUGCAUGAAGCACAAGCAGCGAGAUUCAAUGACCAGCAUACAGAGUGGAAGUAAAACCAUCAUCAUCAGUCCACUUUGUGUCCUCAGCUCCUUUACAGACUGUUACUAACCAACCUGCUGUGGUAAAUUCACUUGUUUUUAAAUGUGUGCUGAUAUUUUACACGUCUAUCUUCUGAUCUGUGGUUAAAACUUUUUGUACGGUGGAUUCCAGUGAUCACGGAGAAUGUAUUAAAGUCUUUAAAUUAAUUCUAUUUUCCUCGUACAGCACAAUAACUUUGCUGUCUUUGAGUGUUGAUAUGGUUUUUUUUUUGUUUUCUGUUGUGUUUCAGUUUUGAA